AUGAACACUUUUAAAAGACUUCGAAAACGAUUCACUGAAGCUGGUGGCUCAGCUAGACGAAGCGAAGGUGUAGCAGAAGGACGAGACGAAACGACGACGACGAGAAGGAAUGAAACCGGGAGCAGAGAAGUGCAAAAUCAUCAUCCAUCAGCGGCAACAGCCGCAGCAGCAGCAGCAGAAGCGCACCAAAAUCGACAACAACAUCAAGAUUCGUCGUUGAUUUCAGAGCCACCACGACCACCGCCACACCAUCUAGCACCGCAUGCUCCCAACGUUUUUCGUGACCCGUUCCAACAACUCCCAUCAACAAUCAGUGCUUACGUCCUUCUCAAACUACCAUUCAAACGGAGAACNAUUUUCUCGUGGUCAUAG
Messenger RNA from Anisakis simplex (herring worm), 372 nucleotides. The record is from the annotation of a GenBank genome assembly. NCBI's taxonomy places the organism in Eukaryota, Metazoa, Nematoda, Chromadorea, Rhabditida, Anisakidae.